This is a messenger RNA of Ornithodoros turicata, 2967 nucleotides long. RefSeq lists its product as uncharacterized. Lineage: Eukaryota; Metazoa; Arthropoda; Arachnida; Ixodida; Argasidae. The record is from RefSeq and is a predicted model, not a curated record. The coding region runs from base 1 to 2967 and encodes 988 amino acids. The transcript is spliced from 2 exons. Gene Ontology annotation, molecular function: nucleic acid binding; zinc ion binding.
AUGCAGGGGGAUGAGUCUCAAGUUAUUUCAACCGGAGCAGGUUCGGACGAUGGUGUUCGGCGGUUUCGCAGCCCUGGAACGUUUGAUCCUGACAAGGAAGAUUGGAACCUCUAUGAGAUCAGGUUUCUAGCGGCUAUACGUGUGGCAAGAGUCACGGACGAUGCGGACAAGAGUGGACUUCUAAUUUCGUCGCUGAGUCCGGCAGUCUUCAAGCGGCUCUAUAACCUGCUGCAACCGAGGAACAUCAUGGAGGUACCUUUCAAGGAUCUUACUGCAACGUUAUCUGACCAUUUCACUCCGAAACGGUUCAAGGAGUUUGAGAGAUACAAGCUUUUCUCAAAUCGUCAAGAGGACGGUGAGUCAGUGAAGGAUUUCGUUGAGCGGUUGUCGGCAAUCAUUUCCCGCUGUGAAUAUGAAGGAGAGUCUGACGUCCGAGCAUGUUCCCUGAUGACAGCGUUCAUCGUAGGCCUCCGGGAUCAGCGCAUCCGCGCGCGACUUGUUCUGGAAAAGACCUUGACAAUGGACACAGCGAUCCGGCUCGCUGAAAGUUUUCUGGCCGCGGAGGCAGAGUCGAAGCAGUUGCAUGCAGAACCCUCUGUGCACAAGGUGACAGUCAAGCCGGAGAGCAAGGAACGAUGUUUCCGGUGUGGAAAUUCAAACCACUCGCAAGAAACGUGCAGAUUCCGCAACGAGGACUGUCACGCCUGUGGCAAAACCGGACACAUCUCGAAAAUGUGUCGUUCAUCCGCUUCACAGGGAACGCGGAAGAAAGGUAAACAUUUUCGGAAGGUGAAGCUUGUGACCGACGUGUUUCUUGCGGACGACCAAGACGGGAAGUUCAUUGCUUGUAGUAUCAAAGACAAGGACGUCAUCAUGCAGGUCGAUACGGGAUCGCGGGCAACACUUCUGGAUGAAAGGACGUUCAAGAGGUUGGGUGAGCCAGAGCUAUACCAAUCUCCGUACCGUCUUCGUGCUUUCAACAAGGACGAGAUACCACUUCGUGGAGCAGCAGAUCUCGAUGUUUCCAUAGGUGGAAGGGUAGAAAAGCUUCAGGCACUCUUUACCCGGAUGGAACAUACCAAUCUGCUUGGAAGGGAUUGGAUACGUGAGCUUGGCAUCGACCUCACCACAUUAUUCGUGGGCAAGAUAUUGACAGCUCCGAAGUUGGAAGUCGUCUUAGGAACGUACUCGGAUCUUUUUCGAAGCCAACUAGGAAGGUGCACCAAGGCUUUAGUCCACCUUCAUCUCAAGAAAGACGCUGAGCCGAAAUUCUUCAAGCCCCGGCCGAUCCCUUUUGCGUCUCGGGAAGCGGUUGAAGCUGACCUCCAACGGCAAGUACAGAAUGGGGUGCUGGAACCUAUCGAGGUGUCGGAAUGGGCCACUCCCAUUGUAGUGGUGCCCAAGCCAAAUGGAGCCGUACGAGUCUGCGGAGACUUCAGCGUCACUGUGAAUCCGCAGAUCGAAAUCGCACAGUACCCGUUACCUAGACCUGAAGAACUUCUGGCGACAUUAAAUGGCGGUGAAAAGUUCACGAAAUUAGACUUGUCCGAAGCAUACCUACAGAUGGAGCUGGACGAAGAAGCUAAGAAAAUCUUGGUGAUCAAUACUCACAAGGGCCUUUUUCAAUUCAAUCGAAUGCCCUUCGGCAUCGCAUCUGCCCCAGCCGUUUUCCAGCGUACCAUGGAACAGGUGAUCGCAGGGAUUCCUUCUGUAGCCUGUUAUCUCGAUGACAUCAUCGUGACUGGCCGAAACGACAAAGAGCAUCUGGAAACCUUAGAGCAAGUUUUGUCACGUCUCCGCGAGUUCGGCUUCACUCUCAAGAGGGAGAAAUGUGCCUUCCUGCAGCGGCAGGUUGAGUAUUUGGGACACGUGGUUACUGCGGAAGGUUUCCGACCAUCACCCAAAAAAGUAUCAGCGAUUCUGAACAUGCCACCGCCAACACAAGUUUCAGAACUGCGCUCAUUUUUGGGGCUGGUACAGCACUACGGAAAGUAUCUGCCGUCUUUGUCCGAUAUUUGUGCUCCACUCAACAGCCUACUCAAGAAGUCGACAUCUUGGCAAUGGUCUGCGUCUUGCGUAGAUGCGUUUGAAACAAUCAAGAGGAAGCUCGCCUCCGCUGAAGUACUCACCCAUUAUGAUCCACGGAAGGACAUAUUUCUGGCAGUGGAUGCUUCUUCGAAAGGUAUUGGGGCCGUCAUCUAUCAUCGCAUCAACGGCGAAGACCGACCGAUUGCGCACGCUUCGAAGACACUGACACCAGCCCAGACAAAAUAUGCUCAAAUAGAACGGGAAGCCCUUGCUAUUAUUUUUGGCGUCCGAAAAUUUCAUCAGUAUUUGUGGGGACGGAAGUUUACACUCUUCACCGACCACAAGCCGUUAACUGUAAUUUUUGGACCCUCAAAGGGCAUUCCCGCGACAACGGCGAGUCGUCUGCAACGGUGGGCCAUCAUUCUAAUGAGCUACGCGUUCGACAUACAGUUUAAAUCGACGACGAACAUCGCAAAUGCAGAUGGCCUGUCUAGGUUGCCCGAAGGCGCCGAUCUGGAGUUCGAUCAGCAAAUGGAAGAAGGUAUUUUCAACGUUGUGGACGAGGAGAUUAAUGCGGUGCAGGAUUUUCGCAUGCACACUCUUCCAGUCAGAGCUAAGCAGAUUGCUGAGGCGACUCUUCAGGAUCGAUACUUGAAGCAAGUAAAAGAGUACAUUGCAAGUGGCUGGCCCGAACGCGUAGAACAGGAGUUGGUUCCGUACUGGCAACGACGAGCUGAACUUACAACACACCGUGAGUGCGUUCUUUGGGGCCUACGCACCGUUAUACCUCAAAAGUAUCGCGCAGCCCUUCUGGAUACGCUCCACGAGUGUCAUCGCAAGAGGUUCCUGUGCCACUUCACCAAUGGGAGCCGCCGGAUAAGCCGUGGUAUCGUCUGCACGCAGAUUUUGCGGAGCUUCAUGGGAAGCAUUAUCUCAUAG